AAAACCAAGUURCUGACACUCUAAAACUUCCACCAUGGCGGUGUCCUGUCGAAGUCUACCCGGGGGUCGACGCUCCAUCAUUGGCCAGACAUUGAUCUUCGCCUCGUUGACUUUACUCUUCUCUUGGUCKUGCCCGGCUCUAGGCAAGAAGAAGCUCUACAUCGGUGCCCUCUUCCCGAUGAGCGGAGGCUGGCCCGGGGGCCAAGCAUGCCUCCCUUCCGCUCAGAUGGCCCUCGACCUGGUGAACAAGAGAACGGAUAUACUGCCGGAGUACGAACUGGAACUGAUCCACUACGAUAGCAUGUGUGAUCCAGGUGAAGCCACCAAGCUCCUGUAUGACCUGCUCUACACUGAGCCCAUCAAGAUGUCCUGA
Messenger RNA from Salvelinus sp. IW2-2015, 373 nucleotides. RefSeq names its product gamma-aminobutyric acid type B receptor subunit 1-like. Gene Ontology annotation, biological process: gamma-aminobutyric acid signaling pathway; G protein-coupled receptor signaling pathway. NCBI's taxonomy places the organism in Eukaryota, Metazoa, Chordata, Actinopteri, Salmoniformes, Salmonidae. Gene Ontology annotation, cellular component: membrane; G protein-coupled receptor heterodimeric complex. Gene Ontology annotation, molecular function: G protein-coupled GABA receptor activity. The record is from RefSeq and is a predicted model, not a curated record.